This is a messenger RNA of Micromonas pusilla CCMP1545, 2018 nucleotides long. RefSeq lists its product as uncharacterized. The record is from RefSeq and is a predicted model, not a curated record. The transcript has a single exon. NCBI's taxonomy places the organism in Eukaryota, Viridiplantae, Chlorophyta, Mamiellophyceae, Mamiellales, Mamiellaceae. Bases 1 to 1848 code for a protein of 615 amino acids.
AUGGUACCUCUCUCGACGCCGCUCCCGUGCGCGACGAGGGAAGGAAUGAACGACGACGACGACGAUCUCGGGGGCGAGGCGUCAGACGAAAUUUUUGCUCGCCGGGGCGCCCGUCUGGCACUUGGCACGCCGCCUCGCUGUCGAAAAAAAACGCGCGAAACGGCCGCCGAGACGACCGCGAUUAUCUUGGCACGGUUGCCAACAUUCGUCCAAGCGCACGGCGCGCGCGCGCGCAGCGACCGCGCGCGUCCCGUCGCCAUGUCCCCCCCGCCCCCGCCCACGAAGCGCCGACGAUCGGGAGGAGGAGAGAGGCUGACCCUCCCCGCGGACCUCGCCGCGGAGCUCGGCGUCGAGUGGGUGUACGAGGACGAGCUCGAGGCGCGACUCGCGAUCGCGGCCGAGGCGAGAUCCGUGGACGCGCUCUUAUCGCGCGACCUCCGCGACGUCUUCGUCUCGGGCGUGCUCGCGCGCCUCGACGCCGCGGAUCUCGCCUCGUUCUCGCUCGCGUCGCGCGGAUGUCGCGCGCUCGCCGACGAAACGCGCGCGCGCGACGCGGCGCCGCCAGAUCGCGCGAGUCAUCACGAGGCGUUUCUCUUCGUCGUCGCGGACUUCGCCAUCUCCCCGGCUCGAAUGAAGCUCGCGGCCGCGCUCGGGUGCCCCGUGCGCGACCCUCGGACGUGCGCGCUCGUCUUACGCGGGGUCUUCGAGCGCGCACCGCGCGCGUUCCCCGUGGACGUCCUCGAGUGGGCGCUGGGAGCGUGCGGGAACGACGCGUGGAUGGCGGCGGUGUCACGACCAGGGAUCGAACGGAGGCCAUGGCUUUGGGACGCCGCCGAGGAGGAGGACGCUAUGCUCGGGAGCGACGACGACGAGUACUUCAGGAUAGAGGACGUGAAGUUCCUGACGCGCGUCGCCGCGCGCGUCGGAAACCUCGGCCUCGUUCGGCGUCUCUUCGACGCGUUUCGGUUAUCCCGACGCCACGAAGAGACCUUCGCGGGCGCCGCGGAGGGCGGUCACGUCUUCAUCAUCGAACAUCUCCUCACCGAGCGCGACGCGUUCAUCCCCGUGGACCGCGUGUUCGAGCUCGCCGCGGGGCGCGGACGCGUGGAGUUGCUGCGGUUCCUGCUCGACAACGGGAUGCGUCCGGAGACGCCGCGAAGUCGCGCGCGGUGCGCGCGCGCCGCCGCCGACGCGGGCGAGAUCGACUGCGUCGAAUGGCUCUUCGCGAACGGAUUCGAGAUGGACGAGGCGACGAAAGAUACGAUGCGCGCGAUCGGGAACUCUAUCGCGCAGACGGGGAGGCCCCCUCUCGCGCCCGACGACAUCGAAGACAUCGCGCAUCGACGCCACGAGGCGUGGCUCGCGGAAGGGAGACCGAUACCGAUUCGUUCCGGCGGCGGCGGCGCGCCGGCGAACGCUCAGCCGUGGCGCGACGAGAGAGGACCGCGGGGGUGGCAGCUCUCUUCCGGGGAGGGCGGCGUCGCGCGAGAUAUCGACGACUACGAUUUCGGCUUGGACUUUGAGACGACGAAGGACGUCGUCGUCGAUGAGGGCCCGCCGGCCGGGUUCGAGGCGCCUCCCGAGCCCUUUAGCGACGUCGACAGCGACAGCGACGGCGACGACCCGGAGUUUCCUCCGGGGUUCGAGCCAAAGGCGGCGGUCGAGAGUGGAGGAGGACCUUUAGAUCCGAGGCUGCUGCGACCGAAGAAGGGAUGCUCGGCAUCAGGUCCUCUCGACGUCGAACCGGCACCGGCCGACGCGGGGGGGGCGCGAAGCGAUCGACGCGAAGCCGUCGAGGACAUGACCGACGAUCAGGUCCUCGCGUACCUCCGGUCGUUGCAGGAGUGAGCGCGAGCGCGGCGCGUCGUCGUCCACGCGUGUGCAGUACGAUACAGUACGUAUGUACCGUAUGCGCGCGCGCGCUAGUAGGGGCGUGGACGAGCGUUUCGUUCCGUUCGGUGUCGUUCGCAUUCUGUUCUGUUCGUAAACGACGUCCCUCCGCGCGAGCUCGCUCACGU